GCGCAGCAACACAAAGAUAUCUAAAAAAAACAAAAAACAAAAUGGCCUUCGCUGGAAUUCUUAAGGAUGAGGAUGUGGCUGCAGCCAUCAGUGCCUGCUCUGCUGCAGAUAGCUUCAACUACAAAACCUUCUUCGCCAAGGUUGGCCUGUCAGCUAAAUCUGCCGAUGAGAUUAAGAAGGCCUUCUUUGUAAUUGAUCAGGACAAGAGCGGCUUCAUUGAGGAAGAUGAGCUGAAACUGUUCCUGCAGAACUUCUCUGCUGGUGCCAGAGCUCUGACUGAUGCUGAGACCAAGGCCUUCCUUGCAGCUGGUGACAGUGAUGGCGAUGGCAAAAUUGGAGUUGAUGAGUUUGCUGCCCUUGUGAAGGCUUAAGCUCUCAUGGAAUCCAGUUCUUUUUUUUUUUUCGUUUUGGAAAGAGAUCUCUAUACUUUUGUAGAGGCCCUGGCUCCAAUGCUUAAUGAAUUUUUUUUAUAUAUGUAUUUAUUUACAACAACUCAGAACUCCUCACUGCAAGAAAAAAAUGUCUUAAAAACUAUUUAUUGCUCAUUUAUUGCUUGUUAGGUAUGUAAUUAUGUAAAGCGCCUAACAUGUGCAAAUCUAAAAUGCCUUUUGCACUUUUGACAAUGAAAUAAAUUUGCAUUUGGUGUA
Ictalurus punctatus (channel catfish) is the source of this 647-nucleotide messenger RNA. It is a transcript of the gene prv2, whose product is annotated as parvalbumin-2. Gene Ontology annotation, cellular component: cytoplasm; nucleus. The record is from RefSeq and is marked provisional. NCBI's taxonomy places the organism in Eukaryota, Metazoa, Chordata, Actinopteri, Siluriformes, Ictaluridae. Gene Ontology annotation, molecular function: calcium ion binding.